GACAGCUGUCUCCUGAGACACCAGUUGUAACAGUGCUUCCAAUGGCAGGUCGAACCAAGAGCCCUGGUAUAGGCAGCCACAGAACAGGGAACACUACCAUAGAAGAAUACCGUAGAGCACUACAGCCAGACAACUUCAGCAAAGACAACAUUCUCAGCACAGAGAGAAGGAAAAACACCAAAACAGUCCAAAUAGACAACUGCCAAAGUGACAGGACAGACAUCAGGACUGGCAUCUCUGUGAGAGACAACAUUAGCACAGAGAAGUUGGGCCACCUAAGCUACAGGGCAGAGGCCCUAAGAGAAGACACUCACUUUAGAAAUGAUUGUAAGCAGCUCAGAAUGGACCAACUUCGGACAGUCCACCCCAAAGCAGACAGCAUUGGGAUAGAUCUGGGUAGAGACCUCCGUAGGACAGACAUUGCAGAUCAUCACUCUGGAGUCUCAGAUGACCAGAGGUCAAAGGACCUGGAGACCAACAUCAUUGGGACAUCACCAUCCCAGUCCAAUGUUUUGCACCCGUGGCAGGUUUGGGACGGAGGUGCCAGAUAUCAGUCGAGGUCCUUGCUCUGUGAUGUUGGCACACACCUGACUGCCCUAGCCCAGAGUCCUCACUCCAUCCCAGGCCCUGACACUGAACCUAUCAUGGUGUUUAGGGCCCAGAGGGAAAGUGCGAUGGAAAGGAACCAGCACAGCAGCAUUCGGCAGCAGCACCAACCUAUGGCCAUUUCACAUCAGGUGGUCCUGCAGAAAGACAUAGGGCCUUACUGCUCCUCCCGUGAUGCCGCCACUCAGACCUAUAUCUGUGCCCUUACCCACACACCUGCACUGAAAACAGGGGAGGCAGGUGGGUGUCAAACAUCAGGGGUACACUUUACAUUUCUAUGA
Messenger RNA from Salvelinus sp. IW2-2015, 887 nucleotides. The record is from RefSeq and is a predicted model, not a curated record. Lineage: Eukaryota; Metazoa; Chordata; Actinopteri; Salmoniformes; Salmonidae.